GUGCAUCCCGGAUGGGGGGGACGUUUGUUACACGAUGACGGAGCUGCAACCGUCACCGCCAGGUUAUCGCGGUCAAGAUGAGGCCCCGGGACCACCAGGCUCUUUCAAAUACACGAAUCACGGCCACGUGUCCGAGGUUGCCAAUUACAAGGGCACCACAACGUAUCCUCAAGAGGGCUACAACCUCAAGAGUACAUCUCGUUCGAUCCCUGCUAGCGAAUACUAUCGGCGAAGGAACGACAAUUCUAGAAGGUCCACGGAAAACGACAUCGAUAACGAGAAUCUCAAGAAGGCCUCGAAUACCGGUUACAACGAUGGCUACAAGAAGAAUACUCCAGGCUAUAAAAACGACAGCGGAUACAGUGAGAGCAUCGGAUUCGACAGCUUUAGUCUCCCGCUCAACGAGAGGGACGAAUCUUCACCACCGCCGACGCCACCGGUCAGAGAUGCCUCGAGUCUCAAGAGCGUCUGUUACGGUCCAGGACACGAGAAAUAUCCAUCCUGGCCAAGUGCUCCAGAACGACAUCCUGAAGAGGAAAUUCACACAUCGACAAACACUGGAUCCCAUCGCUCGAAAUCGUGGACAGAUCACACAAAUUAUCCCAAGGAAAAACCAGCACAAUACACAAGACCCCAUAACAAAAGGCCCAAUCCCACAUUCACGCAACAGCUGAAGACUGUGAUGGAGCGUUGCGAGAAGAUACCGGCCGAAACUUUUGAGUCUAGAAAUCGAAGUAACUCGGAGGAUGAGCCAAGAUUGUGGCCUCGUGUUGAUCGUGAAGGUAAACCCUUGGGCGAUUCUGAAUACGUCGUACCGUCGCCGCCCGAAAGAGAGCAAGCAACAUCGCAGACUCUCAGUCACGCUGAUUUAGAAGCCUACGUCAGAAGCUAUCAAGAUCCGCAAACGCCUCAGGUGGAUAUUUACCGUGAAACAACCUUGACGCAAGCGGGUUUAGAGGAAUACACGCGAGUACAACACUCUCAACAAGCAAGUUACGCACAAUCCGAAGGUUACCACAGUUACGUUUCGAGUGUUGAUUCCACAACUAAUACGCCAUUUCUCGAUCGAUUGCGAAGAGAUAGCGAGGCGGUGGCUCAGCGUCCGACUCCCAAUUGGGAAGAGGGCUCGAGGGAAGGAAGAGACAGUGUAGUGACAACAUCGAGUGGCAGUGCUUCAAGCAGCGAGACCCUCAAGUGGCACGGAUCCAUGUCGGACGUUAGCGUUUCGAGUGGAAUGCCACCGCGACAAGUCAACUCCGACAGGUGGCAUCAUGGCUCAAUGUCGGACGUCAGCAGCGUCAAUGGUGGCUUACCCAGUCAACAACCGAAUCACCAUGACAAAUGGCAGGGGUCAAUGAGCGACGUCAGCACUGUUGACCUGACACCAACGAAAAUGAGGCACAGCGAAAAGUGGAUGAACGAUCGCAAUAAACAAACGGGAAGAACCAGCCUGCCCUCCGUCAUUGGUCAUUGCCUAUCAAGUCUCGACGUUUGCCAACAAACAAAUUCAAAUCACGAUAGCAAGUGGCUGGAAUCAAGUAUCGAUGGCGACAGAUCGAAAAGUUUACAAUGGGACCAAAUGGAAAAGUUUCAAAGUUAUCAAGCCCGACAGCAGACGUCGUCGCAAAAUCAGGAUUGGAAUCCUCUUCACGGCUCCAUGUCGGACGUGAGUCUCGUCAAUGGAGUUCAGGGCAGUAAGCAACUGAUCGCCCACAGUGCUCGUGUUCAAACUCCACAGAGACAUCAUUCCGAGAGCGUCCUCUAUCUCGAUCGCGAACGAAGUCAAAGGAAACUUUACCCUGUCAACACCACUCAACCCACCGAUCUGUCUCCCACUUCAAGAAAUGCGCAGUUGUCAGUGGCUGAACGAAUUAGCGAAUUGGAGAAGCAACAACAGAUGCGAUACACCUACCUAGAUCCGGAGAAACGCCACCGAGUUAGUGAUCCAACACUAAAGGCGAUUCAGAAAAAGGCACUCUUGUCCUUCUACGAGAGGCAUCACCAAACUUCCUCGUCCACAUCCUCUUGGCGAUCGGAACCACAAUUAACUCAAGGCUCCCAAGCGCCGCCACCUCAACCACCGCCGAGACCAAGACCACCUUCCUCUAGACGCGCGAGUUCCGCCUCCGACUACGCCACCGGCAAUUGGCGGGAGAAAAUCACCAAAUCCCUAAAUUCCGAACUCCCGAGUCCGAAGCAUCAACACAGCAACAGUUGCGGCAGUCUCUCGACCGAUCUCCUAGGCCCCGUGAUCGUCGGUCCUGCAAUUUCGAUCGACGACUGGGUGCCCGAACGGCCGCCCAAGAAACCCCACUUAAGAAACUACAACGAUCGUCUACCGAGUCCGGAUCUACCGCCUCCUUCCCCGCCAACAAUCACCGAAAACGAAGUCAUCUGCGACGAUCCACUUCCACCACCACCGUCCGAGUUGAGCGACGAUUCCGAUUCAAAUCGCAGUGAACAAAAAACAUCCUCACCAAGAAAGUUGAAAUCCAAAUCCGACAGAAACAAACAAGACAUCACCUUAAUCGAAAACGGAAUCAGAAGCACCCACCGAUCAAGUCUCCGAUACUCCCAAAAAAUCGUCUCUAUGAAACAAACCCGAAAACUCGAGUCGAGACCACCUGCGCAGCUUCCCGAUUUAAUAACCCAACGGUACGAGAAAUCGGUACAAGGAGUACGUCCAAAUUAUCUACCGAUUGAUACCAGUAAAAGUAAGAAUCACGAGAAUGGUUCGCAUAAUUUCUCGAUUGGCAGUCCUGUGAAAACUGGAUAUGAGGCGAAUUCGAAGCACUUCUUGGAGGGAAGUAGUCCUCAAAAGUAUCACGAACCACCAAAGUACGUGCCUAAUCAUCAUUCACGUCAUGGUGAAACGACGCAAAGGAAUUAUUAUGCCUUGCCACCAAAGUACGUGGAUCCUUCGAAACCAAAAGCGACGCAGUGCCCCUCGGAGAGAUACAACGGCAACAAUUUGGGAUCGUCGAAUUCACCGCCACCACCAUUGGCACCAAGGCAAAAUACUCCGGGAAGGAAAUCGUUGCCGCCGCCACCGAGACCUGCGCCUCCACACGCUGUUCAUGGAAGCCAAUCAAAGGCAUCUUACCUGGCGUAUCGUCGGGAGAGAGGUGUUCCUGACAACGAGGGCAGCUACAAAAGAACAAUGUCGCCAACGGCACGAUUAGACGAUUGGCCCCGCGAUCGUGACGAUCCGGUUCUCUUGCGAGUGACUCCACAUCAUCCUCAUUCUCUCCAUCAACAUCAUAAUCACCACCAACAACAGCAGCAACAACAACAUCACGAUCUCUCAAAAUCACAUAGUGUCGACGCCCUUCACCAACGAAUAGACAACGACCGUCAAAAUAAUCAUUCAACCGAAUUGAUUUCAAAAGAUCUCACAAAAAAGCUACAAACCAACGAAACCCGAUUGACGAGAACCGAGAACAAUAACAUCGACAAUAUCGACGAUCUACGUCUCGGCUAUCACACCGAAAAAAAGGAACGACUCUCACCCCAAAGUAUCGAGGUCCUCAACGAUCGUAAUCGCCAAUUGGAACGUGAACGACGAAAACUUGCCGCCAAUUGUGAAACAACAGCAACGACGACAACAACAACAACAACAGCAGUCGAUUUUUAUCGCGAAAGAAGUGCAACAAUCGAAAUGACUUCACAGAAUGUCGAACUUCUCAACCGCAGGAAUGCGGGCAUUGAAAGAAGAUCAAUGUCCACCCACACCAACAGUGAGAACAAUUGGUCGAGAAAUUGUCAGAUCAAUGACAUUGAUACCAGGCCCUGUGAGAAACCACCGCCACCAUCCAGUUCACCGCCAAGGUCACCGAACUCAACAUCACUGCGAGGCGCCGUUCCAAGAAGAACUGGAAGUUGCUCGAGUUCCGGUUCAUCGUCGCGAUCCUCGGACCUGAGAAUAUCGCCCAGUACACUGCCAUCGAGAUUUUCACCAAAAACACAAUCGCCCCUCGAUUCACCGAGCGAAACACUAUCGCUGGGUAGAAAAGUCUCGAGUCCAACGCAGACCGAUAAUAAUUGGGACAAGACAACAAAUUCGCCGAUUAGUUCCUCGCGUAUUCGGCGAACGGAAUAUCUCGCUAGACGAUCGUCGAGUUCGAGAUCGUUGAGAAUUCACAAUGGUUCAACGGUGUCGUCGUCGUCGAGCACAUCGUUGUCGUCGUCGUCGACGAGAAAUUCUCCGACUCAGGACUCGCCGUGUGUUUCGCCGCAACCCGGAAUUGAGGGUUUGACCUUGGUUCAAAGAACGGAAAUUGUUUUACGUGUGAAUGCAACGACCAUUGAUGCUGCAUCGCAAACGGAAAUUAUUGAUGAUCUCGAGGAACGCUUUAAAAUGAAGGAAAUUCUUCCUGAGCCAAGGAAAAAGCUACCCGAGGAAAUUGAGUGCGAGGAACUUAGCAGGGAACUCGCUAGUCAACUCAGUCCGAAUGAUAAACUUGUGCCAAUUCUUGUUCCCGUAACUGAGCUCAAGAAAUCAACAGACUACGUUUCCGGUCUCUUUAGGGUGGAAGCGACAUUACAACCUCGAUCGAGACGAAGGCUUUCCUUAGAAGAAUCAACUUCCGAUGUUGAUAAAGAAACUGGAGACGUGAGCAAAAUUGUAUCAGAGCCCGCGACUCCAGUUGCAACGUCAAUCGCCUAUCCCGAAAGUCCUCUUUCGCCUACUGCAUCUUACUUUACGACCUCGGAAGGAAAGGGAACAUUCUUGACGAGGUAUUCACAAGAAGUUGUUGAGGAAACUUUACCUACCAAGGAUGAAACGACGACUGUUAUCAUGAAUAGUGUCGACCUCAGGCAAAAGAAGGAGGAGUUGAUGAUCAGACUGGAUAAGAAACUGGUGGUGCUGAGAGCUGAAGAGGAGGCUGUCAGGGAAGAGGGCGAAUUGAACGAGGCAUUGGGUGCCCGUGUCGCUAAGCAAGUUGCGUCCGUGGCGCGUCCUGCGGAAUUAUCAAAGUAUCGACUUCACGUCGAGGAAGUCGGGAAAAUUACCAGUCUUCUCCUUGGACUCAGUGGCCGCCUCGCUCGAGCUGAGAACACUCUUCAUGGAAUGCCAGCCGACCAUGCCGAGAGAAAAAUCCUCGAGAGCAAACGAGACAAGCUGAUAGAUCAGUUGGAGGAAGCAAAGAUUCUAAAAGGCAACAUCGAUAAGCGUAGUGUAAGCGUCUCGGCAAUUCUGUCAAAGUACUUGAACAACGAGGAGUUUACCGACUACCAGCACUUUAUCAACAUGAAGGCAAAGCUGAUAAUGGACGGCAGAGAGAUUCAGGACAAGGUGAAACUAGGAGAGGAGCAACUUGUUGCCUUGAAGGAAACGAUCGACUAAACAUUGAUUGACGAUUUCAAGUUCGAAAUUCAUCAUUAAAGAAGAGAAUAAACAGUGAGCUGGGAAAAGCCAAAGGCAUACCAAUGGGUCAAGCAUUUAAAAAGGGCAUAAAAGAGACUUGUUUUUUUUAAUAGAAAAAUUUUUCCAGUGGUUUUUUUUCCACCACAAAAGUGAUCAAGAAUAACAACGAAAAGUGCCUCAUUCCAAAAAAAAGAGAGAAAAAAGAUUUUCUACCAAGACUUCUAAAAUGGAGAUUUUUUUUACGAGUUUGAUUAAAUUGAUGUGAGAGUAGUCAGAUGGCUUUUUAUACAUUAGUGUCGUUUUAUAAAGACGCAAAUUUAUAACGUUCUCCGCUCGCAAGGUCACGAGGGUUUACGAUCUCAACUGCGAUUGUCAUACGUUAACCCAAAAACCUUGAAUGCCUAGUCUUUUUUUUACGAGUUUCGUCAUUCAACCACAUCGCAAAUUCUAUUCAAAAAGAAAAUUCCGAUUUUUAUAAAAAAAAACCGUUACUAAUUUAGAGUAUAAUUUGUUACUCUAAAGUAAAGUUUGUUAAGAAAUUAGAUUGAAAAGAGUUAAUGCGAUGUUUAACGAUUCAGUUGAUUUUGACGAAUAACUACAUUUGUAAAUUAGGCUUUUUUUUAAUUGUAAAAUUUAUAGAAUUGAUGUGUAAAUAAUUAUGAAAGUGAUUUGAAAAAGUUGGCAGCUUGCGCGCCUACGUUUUGUUUUUUUAUUUGGAAGAAUUUAUCAAGACUUACAAUUAGUAUAAUUGUAUUAUUUAUUGAAUGUAAUAUCAGGCAUGAGUGAAAUUUUUUUCGCAAAGGAAGAAAUCAAAAUUUUAAUAUAUAUAUUAUGAAAAAAUAUAUAUGUACGUAAUAUAGAAAAAAAAAUAUAUAUAUGAGAGUAAUGUAUCAUUUCGAAAGCGUGUAAAAUAGUAAAAAAAAAUUUUUGUGUACUCUGUGCAAUCGUGUGAAAAAUAAUUUCAAGUGUUACUUUAUAAUCUGUCUUUAACUGUCAGUCAUUUUUCCAUUUCUAGAAAAUUCGAUUCAUUUUUUGUAUAGUUAAUUUUUCUGCCAACAAAAAAAUAUGUGAAUUGCUAACAAACUUAUAUUUACACGUGAAAAAAUAACGAAACUCUUACUUGUACUCUUACCUGAAGAUCUCUCGCGAGAUCUUCUUGAUGCUUGUGAUUUUUAUUUACUGUACGAUAAGAAAAUGUAAAAAAAACCAAGGACGCUUUACUAUACUCGAUGUCAAGCCUCUAUGGUUUUUUUAGUUAAAAAAUUGUAUGCCUCAGUUCUGAAAAAUUUUCUCCUCAAAUUUUCUGUUUCUAAAAAAUUUCUACUUACUCACCUCUUCGUGCGCCAAUGACAAUUAUAAUCUUUAGCGUCGAAGAUGGAAUUCUUCAAGAUCCUCCGAAUUUUUGAGCUCAGUAAUGAGACAUUUACUGUAGUUUCAAAAUUUUCGAGAUGGAGCUACUAAUAUUAGAAAAUCAUAGAAAAUUUAAUUAAUUUCUAUGUUAAAAGAACAUUAAUAAAUUUUUUUUUUAAAUUCAAAGAAAACUGUAGAUGAAAUUGCUAUUAAAUUCAUUUGACUUGUCAAUUGGCUUGUGAAUUUUUUUAAUCGUAUUUGUUAGUAGGAAUAGUCGAGUCAAAUAGAUUAAUAAGCAAUAAAAUAGAUAUAAAGACUGAACUCAAGGCAUACAAUUUUACAAAAUAAUAAUAGUCAGUUUUGUUCCUCAAUUUUUUUUUCAAUGCAAUGCGAAAUUGCAAAUUUAACAAUAGCUGUAUGGUGAUUUUUCUUUUCGUUUAUAUGUACGAAAAUUCGAAAAAAAGCAAAAUGUAAUUUUUAAUGUGAAUAUAUAAAUUUUUUUUCUCUAAUUAAUCACACUACAGCUGGAAUAAUUGUAAAUAAUAAUGAAUUAUACGAAAUACUUAUGGUGCUCCGGAUUGAAUUUUUUUUUACGAAACAUUGAGAAAAAGAACUAGAAUCGUUUCAUUUAAAUUACAAUAGGUCUUUUAAAUUUAAGUACUACAUUUGAUAUUUAACGUUCUCGCUGUUUUUUUGUACAUAAAUAUCACUUAUAAUUCUCAUGUGAAAUGCAUAACAUUACACAAAUCCAAGUCACAUUCAAUUGUUUUGUGACAAUUAGAUUGUUUUAGUCUGACAAUAUUAUCAUAUUAGGAUUACUAUCAAUCAUUAAGAUAGCCACAUUCUGAAAAUCGCUUACAAUAAAUUACAUAAUGAAAAAUUUAA
Molecule: messenger RNA, 7603 nt
Organism: Leptopilina heterotoma
Lineage: Eukaryota; Metazoa; Arthropoda; Insecta; Hymenoptera; Figitidae
Gene: Shrm
Product: protein Shroom
Exons: 11
Coding region: 35-5347 (1770 amino acids)
Biological process (GO): actin filament organization
Cellular component (GO): adherens junction; cortical actin cytoskeleton; apical plasma membrane
Molecular function (GO): actin filament binding
Source: RefSeq, a predicted model, not a curated record